GUCUGAGGGAGUUACAGCCGGUGACAGCGGAGCCUCAGCUCACAUACGAUAGAAACCUCUCUCUCUCUCUCUCCUCACCCACACACCCACCGCCCGCCCGCCUCACUACCUCGUCGUCGGAGGAGCCGAGCGGACGUGAUCCCGCCGCCACCACCACGAUGAUAAUGAUGAUGAUGAUGAAGAUGGUGCUGAUGCCGGCGGCUCUCGCCCUCCUCGUCCUCGCCCCGCUCUGCCCGGCUCUGGAGGUUCCAACUGAUGGAAGCGCUGGAUUGUUGGCAACGGAACCCCAAAUUGCCAUGUUCUGUGGCAAGCUGAACAUGCACGUCAAUGUACAGACCGGCAAGUGGGUUUCUGAUCCCUCCGGAAUGAACAGCUGCUUUGGCACAAAAGAAGGAAUAUUGCGAUACUGUCAAGAGGUUUAUCCAGACUUGCAGAUCACCAAUGUUGUCGAGGCUAACCAACCCGCCACCAUCCAGAACUGGUGCAAGAAAGGCCGGAAGCAAUGUAAAGGCCACCCUCAUAUUGUGGUUCCUUACAGAUGUUUGGUUGGUGAAUUCGUAAGUGAUGCCCUCCUUGUUCCAGACAAGUGCAAAUUCCUGCACCGGGAGAAGAUGGACACCUGUGAGAGCCAUCUGUAUUGGCACACUGUCGCAAAGGAGACGUGUGGUGACAAGAUCAUGAACCUCCACGACUACGGGAUGCUGCUGCCCUGCGGCAUUGACGAGUUUCGAGGAGUAGAAUUUGUUUGCUGCCCCUUCCCAGAAGAAAACGAUAAGGUUGACUCGGACAUUGAUGUGGAAGAUUCAGACGUCUGGUGGGGAGGAGAUGAUGCAGAUUAUGCCGAUGGCGGUGACAAGAUUGUGGAAGAACAACCUAUAGAGGAGGAAGAGGAUAGCGAUAUUGAUGAUGAUGAUGAUGAUGAUGAAGACGACGAUGACCUUGAUGAAGUCGAGGAUCAGUAUGAGGAUCCUACCGAGCAUACGACCAGCAGCACCACCACCACCACAGAGGCAAUUGAAGAAGUUGUGAGAGAUCUCGAGGUCAAAGGUAAACCUGCAUCUGACUUGACCCUGGUAACCUGGAAUCUUGUCAUUUCAAUAAAAAAGGCUUCAAAAGGCUUCAAACGGCUUCAAAAGGCAGCUGCAGCAAAAGUUUGUUCUGAGCAAGCGGAAACUGGGCCUUGUCAUUCCAUGAUGCCUCGAUGGUACUUUGACAUCAGUGAAGGAAAGUGUGCCCAGUUCUUGUACGGAGGCUGCGGAGGAAACAGAAACAAUUUUGACUCCGAAGAGUACUGUUUGUCCGUCUGUAACAGCAUCAUCCCCACAACAGCCGCCAGCACUCCCGAUGCUGUUGACAAAUAUCUCGAAACACCCGGUGAUGAGAACGAGCAUGCUUACUUUCAGAAGGCCAAGGAGAGGUUGGAAGCCAAGCAUCGAGAACGCAUGUCAAAGAUAAUGAGGGAAUGGGAAGAAGCUGAACACCAAGCUAAGAACCUGCCCAAAGCCGACAAAAAAGCUGUCAUUCAGCGUUUCCAGGAGAUGGUGGAAUCGCUGGAGCAGGAGGCAGCGAGUGAGAGGCAGCAGUUGGUGGAGACCCACAUGGCGAGAGUGGAGGCCAUGCUGAAUGACAGACGUCGCAUCGCGCUGGAGAAUUACCUUGCCGCACUCCAGGCAGACCCACCACGGCCCCGACAUGUUCUGAAUGCAUUGAAGAAAUAUAGCCGUGCUGAACAAAAAGACAGGCAGCACACCCUGAAGCACUUUGACCAUGUCCGCGUGGUUGAUCCCGAGAAGGCGGCUCAGAUCAAAUCUCAAGUAAUGACUCACCUGCAUGUCAUUGAUGAGCGCAUGAACCAAAGCCUCUCCCUGCUCUACAAAGUUCCUUCAGUUGCAGAAGAGAUUCAGGAUGAAGUUGAUGAGCUGCUGCAGAAGGAGAGGAGCUACAUGGACGACAUGAUGGCAAACUCCGUCAGCGACACACGCAUCAGCUACGGCAACGACGCGCUGGUCCCUUCCCUCUCCGAGACCAAGACAACCAUCGAGCUCCUUGCAAAUGACGGGGAGUUCAGCAUGGACGACCUUCAGCCUCAGCACCCAUUUGUCAUUGACUCCAUCCCUGCCAACACGGAGAACGAAGUUGAACCAGUGGAUGCACGGCCAGUUCCAGACCGAGGGCUUACCACUCGACCAGGGUCUGGACUCACCGGGAUUAAGAUGGAGGAAAUCGCUGAAGUGAAGAUGGAAACUGAAUUCCGUCAGGACUCUGGGUAUGAGGUGCACCAUCAGAAGCUGGUGUUUUUCCCAGAGGAUGUUGGAUCAAAUAAAGGAGCUAUCAUUGGUCUCAUGGUUGGAGGCGUCGUCAUAGCGACUGUGAUUGUCAUCACUCUGGUGAUGCUCAAAAAGAAGCAGUACACAUCUAUCCAUCACGGGGUGGUUGAGGUCGAUGCUGCCGUGACUCCUGAGGAGCGCCACCUCUCAAAGAUGCAGCAGAACGGCUACGAAAACCCCACCUACAAGUUCUUCGAACAGAUGCAAAACUAAAAAAAAAAUAAACAACAACAAAAAAAAAAGAGCGCUCGUUCUAAACAGUAGUCUAAUCUCCCGAGCUGGACAGCAUACGACAGCUCCUGCUGUGCGUGGUGUUCAGCUUGGCCGAGACACUCCGUGUACCAUUUAUUCUGCUCAUCCUCGCCUUUUUUGAACAGCUGUGCUGUAACACAAGUAGUUGCCUGAACUGGAAGAAGCGAAAACUAAGAAUCAAAAACGUGUAUUCCUGAUGAGCAUUUUAACUGUUCUCACUACAUGGUUUAUCAAUGAAUGUUUUUUGUGAAUCGUUAGGGUUUCUCUGUAUCUAGUGCAUGAUACUUGUCUCCUCUUCCUCCUCCUCCCCUUCCCCCCUCCCCCUCUUCCCCAUUGCUAUUUAUCAGGUAGUUUGUUAGCAGGUUGUAUUGUAAUCUUGUGAUUUUUGUGCAGAUUAUGAUGUCCUUUUUAAAUUGCGACAUGCUAUUAACCUAUAUGUGCUGACUGAUGUGAAAAGGGGAUAGGGGUUACUUACAUAGGUGCUUCUGUCUUGGUCGAUUUGAGCUACUUUGCAAGGGUGCAAAUACCAUGCUGGUUUGGUAUUUCGGUUUUAUUUUUGGGCGGGCGGGCUAGGGUCGGGGUGAAAGUGACAAGGUGGGGAUGAGUUAUAAAGCAGGCUUACUAUGCAGUAAAAUGUAGUGUUAGUGUUGUUGAUAUUCCAGCUAACACGUCGGAAUUUUUUUUUCUGUUUCUUUUUUUCCUUUGCGAGAGAACUGCUGUUGAGCUAAAUCUUCUUUGAUGCUGUACAGUGUCCGUGAGCUACAGAAUAAAGGAAAUGGCUAGGGUCCCGUGCCUGUGAUUUGUGUGCCAUUCUCAUUGUCAUUCACUUAAGGAUCUUCUACCCAUGUCAACCUUUCUUUUUUUUUCUUUUUUUUUUGAAUGUAACUGUAUUAGUGAGUCCCUGUGACUUGCAUCUACCCUUGGCAGAGUUAGCGCUUCGAUGGGGUCAUGCUUGCAACAGAUGUAUAUACUGAGAGGUGUCUCAGUGGUAAGGUGGGUUGUACAGAUGUAGCUUUAAGAAUGGCUUUCUACAAUGUAUUACAUAAAUAAAUUUAACACGAUUCUUACUGAA
Molecule: messenger RNA, 3651 nt
Organism: Leucoraja erinaceus (little skate)
Lineage: Eukaryota; Metazoa; Chordata; Chondrichthyes; Rajiformes; Rajidae
Product: amyloid-beta precursor protein-like
Exons: 18
Coding region: 159-2540 (793 amino acids)
Biological process (GO): axonogenesis; central nervous system development
Cellular component (GO): membrane raft; early endosome; plasma membrane
Molecular function (GO): serine-type endopeptidase inhibitor activity; signaling receptor binding; heparin binding
Source: RefSeq, a predicted model, not a curated record